Molecule: messenger RNA, 673 nt
Organism: Scaptodrosophila lebanonensis
Lineage: Eukaryota; Metazoa; Arthropoda; Insecta; Diptera; Drosophilidae
Product: NADH dehydrogenase [ubiquinone] 1 beta subcomplex subunit 10-like
Exons: 4
Coding region: 72-563 (163 amino acids)
Source: RefSeq, a predicted model, not a curated record
UACAGCUGUUUUGUUGUUUCUAUUUCUUCGAUAGGAUUGGUUUCCAAACUAGUUCGUGAAAGCGUUUGAAAAUGCCGGAGCCGCGCAGCCCUAUGCAGAGCUUCGCACAGUCAGUGCAGAAUACCAUUGAUGGCCCCAUUACGUGGUUCCGAGAGACGAUUGUCGAGCCAAAUCAACAGAAAUACAAUUGGUAUCAUCAGCGCUAUCGUCGCGUGCCAACCAUCGAUCAAUGUUACACAGACGAUGCCGUUUGCCGCUUCGAGGCCGAUCAGCAAUUCAGACGCGAUCGUAUGGUGGACAACGAGAUUGUGAACAUCUUGCGUCAACGUUUCGAGGAUUGCAUGCUCUACGAGGCACCCGAUCACAUUGCCAAGUGCACGCCGCUACUGGAGACAUACGAGAAGGCCUCAGAGAACUGGUUCGUUAAGUAUGGUGAUUUGGGCGGCUAUGCCAAUGCCAAAACGUGCUAUAUGAAGCAAAAGCAUCGUUUGAUUUGGGAACGUCGCCAUGGCCCAGUCGGCAGCGGCAUGAAGAGUGAGGAUACUGUUGGCAGCAAUCACUAAAGCAUCGUAUUGUUCCCGGCUGAGUUAAAUUUCCGCAAAACUUGUUUCUUGAACGUGCUUCAGCAAAACAAAACAAAUAUACAUGAUCCAAUCGAAGAAUACCAGCUAAA